Messenger RNA from Labrus bergylta (ballan wrasse), 10427 nucleotides. It is a transcript of the gene rev3l, whose product is annotated as REV3 like, DNA directed polymerase zeta catalytic subunit. Gene Ontology annotation, cellular component: zeta DNA polymerase complex; nucleus. Gene Ontology annotation, molecular function: nucleotide binding; DNA binding; DNA-directed DNA polymerase activity. The record is from RefSeq and is a predicted model, not a curated record. Gene Ontology annotation, biological process: error-prone translesion synthesis; double-strand break repair via homologous recombination. NCBI's taxonomy places the organism in Eukaryota, Metazoa, Chordata, Actinopteri, Labriformes, Labridae.
CGAGGGGGCUAGCAGCCUGUUAUGGAAGAAGAAGGAGCACAACCGAGGGGCUCCCUGACUCGGACUAGUUCUGAUUCUGAGGCGUGAUUUGGAUAGAUAACGCUACAAAACCGGAAGUCUGGGUGAACGUCUUCCUGGCGGAAAACAAAAACAGCACAGAGGAAAGCAGCCUCGGUUAUAAGUACAACAUGUAUCCAAAGGCUGCGAGGCGUCCGAGAGUUACCCGCCGCCGUCGAGCUUAGCUCCCCGGCUGCAGACCGACAGCGGCGGAGGAUCUUUGUUCGAGAAACCCGGGGUUUCCACUCUGCUUUGACCGACGUGACAGCUCUACCCUCGGUUAGUAUCGACCACCCACCGAGGGCACACUGUCUUAUGGACUCCUUACGGUAGUUUUUUUUUGCUUUUUUUCGGUCCCUUGCUGACGGACGCGGCAGUCAGUCAUGUUUUCCGUGCGGAUCGUCACCGCAGACUUCUAUCUGGCAAGUCCCGUCAAAGACCUGGACGUGUGCUACUCUGAAUUCAGGGAGAGCGACGUGAAGAAAGUACCGGUGGUGCGGAUAUUUGGAGCAACACCCGCAGGUCAGAAAACAUGUCUCCACCUCCACGGCGUCUUCCCUUAUAUCUACAUCCCAUACGAUGGCUACAGCCAGCAGCCAGAGCGCUACCUGCGGCAGGUGGCCUUCAGCAUCGACAGAGCCCUUAAUGUUGCCAUGGGAAACCCCGCCUCUAAUGCCCAGCACGUUUUCAAGGUGGUGCUUGUCUCUGGCAUGCCGUUCUAUGGCUACCACGCCAAGGAGAAGCACUUUAUGAAGAUCUAUAUGUACAAUCCUCAGAUGGUCAAAAGGGUGUGUGAGCUGUUACAAAGUGGAGCAGUGAUGAACAAGAGCUACCAGCCCCACGAGGGCCACAUCCCUUACCUGCUGCAGCUCUUCAUAGACUACAACCUGUACGGCAUGAACCUGCUCAACCUGGGCGCCGUCAAGUUCCGCAGGAGCCAGAAAAAAGAAGACGCUGCUGCAGCGAGCCCAGACAAACAGACUCCCAGCAUCAGCCCCUGGAAGAGCCCCUGCACCUCCAAACUCAAUGACAGCACCCUGGGGGGCACGUUUGUCCGCUGGGAGGAGAACGCCAUACCCUGCUCUCUGGUCCUGGACGAGGUGGAGAAGCAGAGCACGUGUGAGCUGGAGGUCGAUGCUGUGGCUGUGGACGUCCUCAACCGGCUGGAAAUCGAAAAUCAAAUCGGCAGGAACCCCGGCCUGCAGGCCAUCUGGGAGGACGAGAAGCAGAGGAGGAGAGAGAAGAACCAUGCGUCCCAGAUAGAAACCCCAGAGUCACAAGAUCGAGGGAGUGUCACUUCAACCGAGAGCGAGCAAAUCUUCAUGAGGAGAUUCAAGGAGAUUCUGAAGGAGAACGAGUUUGACGUGACUCAGAGUUUGUCUGUUGGUGAUGGAGAUGAUCAGGAGGACUUCCCUGGCGAUCUUAGUCUUCAUUCUGACCUCCUGACCUCUGAGGAACUGCCGUGCACGCUGGCUAAUGCUGUGGAGGUGCACAGGGAUUGGCAGCCAGAAUCUUCCAUCAGGAGCAGUGGAAAGAUCCCAGAGGAGGCCGUCGUGGAUGAGGAGGCCAUCUUGAGUCUCCUGGAGAACAGUCAGACCUUCCUCCCUCUGUCCCAGACAUCCAACCACUCCACACUGUUAGACAGCAGCCAAGACCACGCCAUCAUUGACCUGCUGGCUGGCCUGGAGGACGACGGUUUCCGCAGGACCCCCGUCAGGCAGAACUCACAGUCUCAGUCACUUACUGGCGCUCGGAGCUACAACUGCAACAGUGACGAGGAAGAGGCGGAGCCAGAGCUGGAGAGGGAGGAGGCCGAGCUCAGUGUGAUGAUGUCACAGCGGUGGGACAAAGAGCCUACGGAGAGCUCAUCCUCACAGAGACUCGGUGUGAAGGAGCCAGAGGAAGGCUUCAGUGACGAGCAGCAGGAGUCCUCUGACGAAGACAUGGACUGGAGCGGGAAUAACUCUCUGUUCGCCAACCUGUCCAUCCCGCAGCUUGACGGCGCUGCAGACGAGAGCAGCGAUUCAUCUUUAACAGACAGCGGCUCCAGGUCACAAUCAUCUCUCGUAGUCACAGAAAAGAUGCUCGGGAAGAGAAACCCCUUCCCCGGGGAGACAGUCCACCUGGAGCCACCUUCCUCAGCGAAGAUCCUUCUGGAGUGCAAGCACCCUGAACACAGACCUGGUCACGUGCUGGACACGGAGCAACCACUUGACAAGCACUUUCAAUCAAAGAGCAUCCAGGACAGCAGCAGUGAAUGUUCAACAGGGUUUAGGGUCAAUAAAGAAAUCCCCUACAUCCCGCCAGUCAAACACCCCAUCCCCUGCAAGAUAGCCGGUCAUCCUGAAGCGUCUCCCAUCUGCGUAGACCAAGAGGACAUACGACCCCUGUACACCUUUGACAAGCAAACCUCCAUAGCUUUGGAAAAGACAGAUCUAGAAAGUUUCACAUUUGGUAACGGAAAUGUCACCAAAAACAGGAAGAAGUACGGCAGCAUGAAGAAUGUAGAAAAGAACUGUUUGUCCAUCCUGCAGAACCACAGGACGUUCUCCCUCUGUUACUCCGAGCUGAGAAACUGCUCAGCAAAGACCGAGCUGGAACUGAGCCAGAAGGACCGAAAGAGCCCCAUCCUGAUGAACAUCUCCUCCUCCCCGUCGCCCAUAGAGGACGAGGAUGAGUUCCUCGACCCCCGGGAGGAAGAAAUGGACCAGGACAGCGAGGAGGGAGAUGUUGGUGAACUCAAAAUCAGGUAUGAGGACUAUCAGGAAAACAAGACGGAGAGGACAAUAGGAGCCCAGCAGGAAGCACACUACAAGUUCUUCCCCAGCGUCAUCCUCUCGAACUGCCUCACUAGGAAGAAAGCUGGGGGCAAAAAGCUGGCGGAGCCCUGCAGCGAGCUGGAACAGGCUCAACCACGCAGGCAGAGGAUGAAAUUGAAUAAAAAAAGGUUGGGACUGGUAGGGUUGAGGACUAAAGUAAACACAGGUGUUGUAAGCUCUACCUCUGAGAGCCAGGUUAGUACUGGCCUCGCCUCAAAAACAUCUGCCUGUCCAGAGACUCCAGACACAGAGAUGCCUGAUGUGGGGGUUCAGCCAGGAAUCGAGGCUGAGCCUAUUAAGAAUGGGCCAACGAUGGAGGUGGAGUUGUUGAUUGCAAAGCAGGAGACAGAACAAGAAGAGGGAUCUGUAAUGGAGCAGACCGACUCCCAGUCAGAACCCCCGACCACCACUGCUCCCAGUGUUUCUGAGGAACCUAAAGAGGAGACGCUAAGCCCCUUGCAAGAUCUGUCUGCCAAAGUCACCUGUACAAAGCCUUCUUCCCUGCCCGGGAGUAAAUACACCCUGAGGACCAAACGGAAGAUGCUCUUCGACGGUGAGGAUGGAGAACACUCAGCUGCCACUCGCUCUAAACACCCGGCCUCCAAAGAACAACUCAAGGACUCCGAUGUCUCCGAUGUCUCCGGUGGGCAGGAGGUCAAAUACCAGAAACGGCGCAAGAAGGAGCCGCCGAUCAUCAUCAAGUAUAUCAUCAUCAACAGGUUCAAAGGGCAGAAAAACAUGCUGGUGAAGAUGUCCAAGUUGAAUGUAGAGGAGCAGGUGGUCUUGUUGACGCCAGACAAGCUGGAGCAGUACAGUAAAUUUGCCCCUCUGAAGGAUUUCUGGCCCAAGGUGCCAGAAUCCACGGCUGUGAAGUUUCCCAUCGCAGAGCCGAAGGUCAAGAAACACCCCAAAAGAAAGGGAAAGGUUAACUCCACCAAUAAGAAAACGGUCGGAAAACCGUACACACCUCAGGUCAGACAGCGAGAACGAGUCAAAAAGAUCAGAGGCUGUCAGAGAGGCCCAGUUCUACCCUCUCUACCGCCUCCUCGGCCAUGUUACUGUGAGCUAGCAGAUGACCAUGGCGUUGAGUACACUGAUGUCAUGGUAGAGUUGGGUUACCUCUCUGAUAGAUCCCAAAGCCCGAUAGAUUCAACCCCACCUCGAUGUUGGUCCCCAAGCGACCCUCUCAUGGAACCCGGCAGUUCAGAUCAACUGAUCGACCCGCUCAGUGAUCCAUGUCUCAGUUCUGCUUUUCACACACAAGGCCCGGUGUCUCCGACCAAAGGAGCACGAAGGAGGCAUCAAACUGCCAAACCUAAGAAAGUCACAGACACUAAAAGGAAGGUAAUCAAGACUGCCCCCAAUCCCCCGGGGGAAGAGGAACCCAAAAAGGGAAAGCCGAGGCGAAGUAGAGCUGCUCCCAGGCAGAACAAGAAAACUAAAGAUGUAGCCGAAGUUUCUGUCAACCAUUGUUCAACCACUACAAGACCAAGAAAGCCUCGCAAAAAGAAAUGUGAGGAACCAAAGGGCCAUGAUUCAAGUAAAGAUGGCUCCCAGCUUCUGUUUCCAGGGGACGACGUGCCUCUGUCUGAGAGUUCCUCUCAAGAGCUCCCUCCAUUUCAACAGCCGGGGGGCACAGAAAGCAAAAGCAGGGACAGUUCCCAGACGGCUCCUUUAUCAGACUCUAACCCUGCAGCCCAGUCUGUAGUACCAAAGGUUGAGGACUGUGAGACCUCCAUCAUGGAGGUCAACCAGAGCCAUUCAGAACCAGCCAAGCUCAAGCAGAAAGGUUGCCAGACCACUGUUGUGAAAUCAGAGGCUUCACAGGAGUGCACGGCUCCUCUGUCUCCUCCCGCUGGUCGUUUAUUACUGGAUGGUAGUAAACUAGCAUUAGCAUCCCCACACUCAGGUCCUAAGAACGGGGAGAUCCCCACCCUCUCUGAGACCCCCUCUGGCUUGGCCGUCCUCAAGCAGCUUCUCCAGAGGAGGCAGCAGGGUCAGGCCCUUCCUCUUCAGGUGGUGGGUACAACCAGCCGCUCCACUGCCCUUGCUCAGGCCACAGCUCUUCUAGAUCCAGCAGCUAAAGCGACAAAAUCCAGAAGAGCUCCCUCCACCACUCCUCGGAAACCCCGGGCCCCAAAAUCCACCACUCCCAAGGAUAAAAAGCCAAGAAUCCGGAAAGGCAAGGUGAGCAACUCCCAGCCCAAUGCGUCGGUGAAGCAGGAAGACAAUGUGUCUGAUGACUGCCCCGUCUUCCUGUCAGAGCCGGGCAUGGACAGCUGCACCUUCAUAGAGGACAGCUUGUCCCCAGAGCUCCCCCAUAACUACAACUUUGAUAUCAAUGCCAUCGAUCAGACAGAGUUCUCCGCCCCCUACAGCGGCAGUCAGUUUGUCCUGACUGAUAAACAUUUACCUGCAAAGUUCUUGAGCGAUGUCAGCCAGGAUGCCAUAUCGGCUCAGGCUCUGGGCGUAGAGAAGAAGCUCUUAGGUUCUGAGGGAGCUAAGAAGAGACUCGGACUCCACCAAACCUCGGCCCGUCACCCCGACCUCUUUGACAGACCUGAGAACGGCGAGUCCGUCCCCAAUCACCUCACAUUCCUCGACUCAGACAAGAUAAAAAGUAGAGAGUGGGACUUCUCUUUAGGUAAAGCCCACACACUCAGCCCCUUUCAAGACUUCCACUGUGAGAGAAAAGAGCUGCUCUUUUCCGUCUUCGACCCCGUCCUGCCUUUGCCUUUGAGCUCCGCCUCAUUCGUCGACCAUGACGGCUCUCCCACAGGGGAGCUUCUGGAGAGCAUCGACGGACUGACGUCUACCACGCCCAGUAGCUCUCCACGCUCCAUCAGCUCUUUAUCCCAGGUGAGAGCCAGUCAGCUGCUGCGGGGGGCAGGAGGCGGAGCCCACAUUCUCAAACCCCUCAUGUCCCCUCCAAGCCGGGAGGAGAUCCUCAGCACCUUACUCGACCUUGAGAUGUCAGAGGCCACCUUCCAGGAGCCGUUCUGCAGCGACCCCUCUGAUGCACCAGGGAAACCAAUGGAGGUUGGCGGCCGCAAGCUCACUGUGAACACCAGGCUGGCUAAGGAGCUGGCAGAGUUCAGUGGAGACCUGUCUCUAGAAGGCCUCCAUUUCUGGAAGACGGCCUUCUCAGCCAUGACACACCCGGCCGCCGCUAUUAACUCAUCUUCACAAGCUCGGGGGGCCGAGGCCUCGGAGGCGAGACGAGAGCAGACGGAGCCAAGCUCGUCCUCUGGCGGCGACAAGAAGGUCAUCCUCCUGCCCUGCAAAAACCCACCCAGCCGAGAGCGAGUCAACCUGUGGCUGGAAGCGAGGAGGCAGUAUGAAAGUUUACGGAAAGGGAGACGAGACGCAGAUCUGCAGAAGAAAGGGCUGGAUGAGGAGGGACACCAGGAGAGAACGGAGCCCCCCACGGUGAAGCUGGAGCUGUGCGAGAGACUCUCCAGCGUCAGGACCCAAAGGAGGAAGAAGCGUAACCUGUCCUUAAUCAUAUCUCCCCUGAGGAACACAGACUCUCAGUGUACGUCCACAGAGGUGAGUCCGGUUUCUGAAGACGCUGGAGCAGAGAUUGAGCAGGAAGUUGGAGAAAAAGAUGACGAUAAUAAAGCCACCUCACCAGAGUCCCCCGAGCUGCCUCCCUGGCAGCAGUCCUGUCAGCCCAGCCCCUCAGGACCAGACCAGCCCGGCAACAACAAGCAGAACUCUCCAGAACCACAGUCACCUCAGAUUUCUAACUCUGCAGAGAGACAGGGGGAGAAUCUCAGUCCCUCACUCAUCCAUGUCAGUAACAAGGACGAGGGGAGGACCAGUCCCCUCCCUCUUCACAGCACCCCAUUUUUAAGAAGAAGGCGGAGAAGCAAGGAAGAUCUGGAGCCGGUGUGCAGCACGCCCAUAUCUGAGGAGAAUCCCAUUUCUCAGAGACUCCAGCAGAGGAGGAGGAGCCAAGCGGACCCACUGAGAAGAGUGUUACUGGACACACAGAUGAAGAACCAGUUUGCUGCUUUGAACGUGCCAAAGAAAGAUACUUCUCAGAUCGAAGGACCCAGCAUAGCCAACUCUUACGGCUUCAGAGUCAGCAUGCAGAACCUGCAGGAGGCCAAAGCUCUGCACGAGGUCCAGCACCUAACACUCAUGGGCAUGGAGCUCCAUGCAAGAACCAGACGUGACCUCGAGGCCGACCCUGAGUUUGACCCCAUAUGUGCCUUAUUCUACUGCCUCAGUUCAGAUGCUCCGCUGCCCGACGAGGACAGCACCCAGCUGACCGGGGCCAUCGUGGUGGAGAAAGACCAUCAGAGCCGUAACCAAGGUCACAGAGGAACAGCGCCCCUGCUGGUCAGGUCAGGUGUCUCAGGGCUGCAGGUGACGUACGCCACAGAUGAGAAGGCGCUUUUUCAGGAGCUGAUCGCCAUCAUGAGGAGGUUCGACCCGGACAUCUUGGUGGGGUACGAGGUCCAGAUGCACUCCUGGUCUUACCUCCUCCAACGGGCCUCGGCGCUCGGAGUGAAUCUGUGUCAGCAGCUGUCGCGAGUGCCAGGUAACUCCAAAGAGAACCGCUUCAGCGCAGACAGGGACGAGUACGGAGCCGACACCAUGACUGAGAUCAGCAUCAUUGGGCGCAUCACCCUCAACCUGUGGAGGGUGAUGAAAACUGAGGUGACGUUGAACAACUACAGCUUUGAGAACGUCGCCUUCCAUGUGCUCCACCAGCGCUUCCCCAUGUACAGCCCUCGCACUCUGUCUGACUGGUUCGACCACAACACCGACCUCUACAGGUGGAAGAUGGUGGACCACUACGUGAGCCGUGUGCGUGGCACCAUGCAGCUCCUUCAGCAGCAUGACAUCAUCGGCAGGACCAGCGAGCUGGCCCGAGUGUUCGGGAUUCAGUUCUUCCACGUUCUGACCCGAGGAUCACAGUACCGUGUCGAGUCCAUGAUGCUCCGUGUGGCCAAGCCGCUGAACUACAUCCCUGUGACACCCAGCGUCCAGCAGCGAGCUCAGGCAAGGGCGCCGCAGUGCAUUCCCCUGGUGAUGGAGCCCGAGUCUCGCUUCUACAGCAACUCGGUGAUCGUGCUGGACUUUCAGUCGCUGUACCCCUCCAUCGUCAUCGCUUACAACUACUGCUACUCCACCUGCCUGGGCCACGUGGAGAGCCAGGGAACGCCUGAUGAGUUCCGGUUCGGCUGCACCUCCCUGCGGGUUCCUCCCGAGCUCCUCUACCAACUCCGCAAUGACAUCACCGUGUCACCCAACGGUGUCGCCUUCGUCAAGUCCUCAGUGCGUAAAGGAGUCCUGCCCUGCAUGCUGGAGGAGAUCCUGAACACGAGGAUCAUGGUGAAGCAGUCGAUGAAAACCUACAAGCAGGACAAAGCCCUGAUGAGGCUGCUGGACGCCCGGCAGCUCGGCCUCAAGCUCAUCGCCAACGUCACCUUCGGCUACACCGCCGCCAACUACUCUGGACGCAUGCCCAGCGUGGAGGUCGGAGACAGCAUCGUCCACAAAGCCAGAGAGACCCUGGAGAGAGCCAUCAAGCUGGUCAACGACACCAAGAAAUGGGGAGCGCGUGUUGUUUAUGGAGACACAGACAGCAUGUUUGUUUUGCUGAAGGGAGCCACCAAAGAGCAGGCAUUCAAGAUCGGCAACGAGAUCGCAGAGGCGGUGACGGCGACCAACCCCAAACCUGUCAAGCUCAAGUUUGAGAAGGUGUACCUGCCCUGCGUGCUGCAGACAAAGAAGCGCUACGUAGGCUACAUGUACGAGACUCUUGACCAGAAGGAGCCGGUGUUUGAUGCCAAAGGGAUCGAGACGGUGCGGCGCGACGGCUGCCCUGCUGUUUCCAAGAUCCUGGAGCGCUCCAUCAAGCUGCUGUUUGAGACGCGGGACAUCAGCCAGGUCAAGCAGUUCGUGCAGCGUCAGUGUGUGAAGGUUCUGGACGGCCGGGCCAGCAUGCAGGACCUGACCUUUGCCAAGGAGUACCGGGGCAGCGGCUCGUAUCGACCUGGAGCCUGCGUGCCUGCCCUUGAGCUCACCAGGCGUAUGAUGGCAUACGACCGUCGUCUGGAGCCACGGGUGGGCGAGCGGGUGCCCUACGUGGUGGUGUAUGGGCUGCCGGGCGUGCCCCUCAUCCAGCUGGUGCGGCGGCCCAUGGAGGUGCUCCAGGACCCGGGCCUCCGCCUCAACGCCACAUACUACAUCACCAAGCAGAUCCUGCCGCCGCUGGCCCGCAUGUUCCAGCUGAUCGGCGUGGACGUGUUCAGCUGGUACCAGGAGCUGCCCAGGGUCCAGAAGGCGUCCUGCUCCUCUGCCGUGGGGGGAGAGGAGGCAGGGAGGAAGGGAACCAUCUCGCAGUACUUCACCACGCUUCACUGCCCCGUGUGUGACGAGCUGACCCAGCUGGGCGUGUGCUCGCGGUGCCGUGCUGAGCCUCAGCGAGUCGCUGUCACGCUCUACCAGGACAUGAGACAGUGGGAGAGUCAGCAGGAGCAGCUGCUGAAGAUCUGCAGGAACUGCAGCGGCUGUGCAGAGCGUCAGGUUCCCUGCGUGUCUCUCGACUGUCCCGUCCUCUACAAGUUGUCCCGGGUCAACAGACAGCUCUGCAAGGCGCCCUACCUCCGACAGCUGCUGGAGCAGUUCUGAUUGGCUCCUGAACUCUGGAGCUCUCCUGAUUUGGUGCUAAUGUCUGCCCCGACCCCCCUGACCCCUCUUUACACCCUGUGUUUCAUCGUCCACUUGGUUGUAAAUGUCUGAAAUGGUGCUUUGAUUGAACCCUCAUUCUGUCUGCUAAAUGUUGUUUGUUAUUCAGUAUUUCUCCUCCUGUGGGGGGAGUUGUGCCCCCCGUCCUCCCCCCCUCCUCUCCUCCUCCUCACUCCUCCUGGGGCGUGUGUUUGUCCUCAUGCUUGUUCGCUGCCAUCUCAUUGAGCUGUUUUUGGCUGAGUGAAGCUGACGUUUGCAGUGAGGCAGCGACAGACUCGUUGAACAGUUUGAAGUCAUCGUCUUUUGAGGAGCUUCUUCAAGACAAACAAUCAAAACCACUAAUUGACUUUUCACCAGUUUUAUAUCCACUGCGGUCUCUCUCUCUUUGUAAAUAAUCUUGUAUAGCUCCAUCCAUCCUCUCACUGUGCAUCAUCAGUGUUUAAACAAACUAACGCAGUCAGAUCUAUGUUUCUCCUCCUGCAGAUUUGACACAGCGCUCUUAUCGAGUGUUCGUACUGGAAACCAUUUCAGUUUUUAAAAACAUCUGGGACUGUUGCAAUACUGUAUUUUGAUAAUUUAUAUCAUGAAGUCUUUUAUUUCUUUGUGCUUCUAUGGGUUUGUGUUUGUUUCCAAUUUUCUGUGCAAACAAAAAAAAAAAAAAAAAGGACGCGUCAUCAGAGGCGACCUUCAGUCCCCCCCCCUCACAGCCGCACACAGAGCCGGUGUGUUUGUAUAAAUGUAAAGAUAAUAAAGAUGAAGGCGGUGCUUUUGGUUUGUUUUUAAUGAACAUUGCUGUGGGUGGAGGUUUCAGAUUGAUAUAAUAAAAAGUCAAUGUAUUAAAACGUC